This is a messenger RNA of Hyalella azteca, 863 nucleotides long. RefSeq lists its product as uncharacterized. The transcript has 4 exons. Lineage: Eukaryota; Metazoa; Arthropoda; Malacostraca; Amphipoda; Hyalellidae. The record is from RefSeq and is a predicted model, not a curated record. Bases 7 to 504 code for a protein of 165 amino acids.
GAUGUCAUGUUUGGGAAGCUGAUCGCCUACGACGGAACCUCUGAAGACGACAAAAUGAGUUGUCAGAUAAUAAUCUUAGAGGCCGAAUAUAAGAACAUCACUCUUACGCUCGUGGGUAAAAAUGCAGCGGGUGACAAAGUAAGGUAUGCGGGAAGAGGCGCUUCUUCUUCAGUCGACGGAGUCUUUCAGCUGAAAAAAGUUGACACACAACCUCCCAAACCUGCCAUCCCUCCCAUACCGUCUUUGGUCUUGGGGUCAUCGUCAACGGGCUCAACAAGCGUCUACUUCGCGUACGUCUCGCCUACGGAGAUCGUCAUCAGGACCUGCCGUGGAGUGUUUUGGAACUCACUCCAUUCGCUGUACGUUUUCAGCAGUCAGCCGGAUGCACUAGGAACGUUAAACUUAACGUGCUUGCUGAACACCGUGAAGUCUCAGCCCAACAACGGCGGCUUCAACAUUAAGCCAACCAAUUUCACCACCGACUGCAACUUGGGUCCAAUUUGAUCAACUGCUUCACGUGGUGAGCUGCCAGUUACCGUUACCGCAGCCAAUACUGUGCAGGAGAUUACUUUUUCAAUGAACUGUCAACAAGUGGCGAAGAUAAAUUGUUUUAUUUAACCGAAAAUGAAAAGUUUAAAACAGGUAACAUAAUCAGUUAUCCUCCAACUAUUAAACAUUUGUAAUUCAAUAAAUUAUUGUGGAUUAUAUACCUUGCAAUGGAUAACAACUUCCUAGUAAAUUUUACCCCGCGACAUAACAUAAGUUAACUAAAAUAGAGAAGUUAAUGGUUGAUAUAAUUUGAAUGCUAGGCCGCUUCCAAAUUUUCGAGCGGACCGAUGUAAGGGAGUCACCUGAUUUGAGAA